Dendrobium catenatum is the source of this 1380-nucleotide messenger RNA. Its product is annotated as dnaJ protein ERDJ3B. The transcript has 10 exons. Lineage: Eukaryota; Viridiplantae; Streptophyta; Magnoliopsida; Asparagales; Orchidaceae. The record is from RefSeq and is a predicted model, not a curated record. Gene Ontology annotation, biological process: protein folding. Bases 27 to 1058 code for a protein of 343 amino acids.
UUGGGCGGAGCUCCGCUGGAGUUCAAAUGGCUCGUUAUAGGGCGGGCUUGCUCCUCCUCGCCGUCGUGCUCUCCCUGGUCUUCGCCUCCUUUGGAGCGAAGAGCUAUUACGAGGUGCUGCAGGUUCCGAAGGGUGCCUCCGAUGAGCAGAUCAAGAGGGCGUACCGGAAGCUCGCGCUCAAGUACCACCCUGACAAGAACCAAGGGAACGAAGAGGCCAAUAAGAGAUUUGCCGAGAUCAAUAAUGCAUAUGAGGUGCUUACUGAUUCGGAGAAGAGGGGUAUCUAUGACCGAUACGGGGAGGAGGGCCUCAGGCAGCACGCCGCUGGUGGUGGAAGGGGUCCCGGGAUGAACAUUCAGGACAUCUUCAGCAGCUUCUUUGGUGGUAGCACCCGUGAGGAAGAGGAGAGAAUUCCAAGAGGUGAUGAUGUAAUUGUAGAGUUGGAUGCUACAUUAGAAGAUUUAUACAUGGGUGGUUCACUAAAGGUAUGGAGGGAGAAGAAUGUUUUAAAAUCAGCUCCAGGCAAGAGGCGUUGUAACUGUAGAAAUGAACAACGUCACAUACAAAUUGCACCUGGAAUGUAUCAGCAGAUAUCAGAACAGGUUUGUGAGGAAUGUCCAAAUGUGAAAUAUGAGCGAGAAGGUUACUUCAUCACAGUUGACAUUGAGAGGGGAAUGAAAGAUGGUCAGGAAGUGACCUUUUAUGAGGAUGGUGAGCCUAUAAUAGAUGGAGAAAAUGGUGAUCUUAAGUUUAGGAUUCGAACUGCAGCUCAUGACCGAUUCCGAAGAGAAGGCAGUGAUCUAUACACAACAGUGACAAUUUCUUUGCUUGAAGCUCUUGUUGGCUUUGAAAAAACCAUGAAGCAUCUCGAUGGCCAUCUAGUGGAUAUCGGCAUGAACGGAAUCACCAAACCUAAAGAAAUUAGGAAGUUCAAAGGUGAAGGAAUGCCUGUGCAUAUGAGCUCAAAGAAAGGAGAUCUAUAUGUUACUUUCGAAGUAUCCUUCCCUAGAUCGCUAACUGAAGAUCAGAAAACCAAGAUCAAGCAAAUUUUUUCUUGAGGUUUCCUUGACCAUUCUUGGUGCUUGGUAAAGCUAGCUUUACUGUUCCAUGAAUGGAUUCAACCAUGAGUCUACAGUCCCAGUAAUUUGUGCAAAUUAAAUGACGUGAUUUGCUACAAAAUCUAAAGCUGGGAUUCAAUUUUUUUUAUCUUGUUUUGUUUGGCCUACUAUUACACUUGGCAGGUAGCUUCUGAAUAGUUAGUAACAAGGUUGAUUAAAAUUUUGCACCAAGUCUAUCUUUGGCCUGCAAGACUAUUGAACGAGAGGACUAAUAUAGUAACGAUUAUAUUUUUGAAAUAGUUUACAGCAUUUUUUCUUCAAA